AUGGCAAGCCGGUAUCAGCGCAUUGUCGCCUGGCUGAAGGUGACCAGCAACCAGAAGAAUCUCGCUCGCUUUGGAGGAGGGAUGUCCUUCUGCAUUCUGACCAUGAUGUCGAUGAAGCGCGUCACUCCGGGACACGUGGGUCUCAUCGAGGACUGGCAGGGCACCUUGCGACCGUACAUCUACGACGACAGUCAGCUCGUCUUGGCCAUUCCGUUUUGGCACCGACUGAUCAACAUGCGGCUGAUUCCAGUUAAGAAGCGGUACAUCAAGGAGUUCAAGACCAAGGAUGGGCGCGACGUGGAGGUUCGACUGGUAUGCCGAUUGCAGCCGAAGGUUCACUGGAUGCCGGAGAUCUACUACAAGUUCGGCAAGGACUACGGUCGUGGCUUCCUAGAGAAAGAGGCGAGCGUAGACAUUUCGGAGGUUGUCAAGACCCGGACGUUUGCCGAGCUAAUCUCCGGCACGGAGGAUGACGUGGACGCGAUCGCAGAGGAAAUCAACCAGCGAAUCAUUGAUGCCUGCCAGUUCCACAAAAUCAAGAUAGCGAAAGAUGAGACGUCCAUCGUUUUCCUGGAUCCGGACGAUGACGACGAGUAG
This is a messenger RNA of Symbiodinium sp. CCMP2456, 597 nucleotides long. Lineage: Eukaryota; Dinophyceae; Suessiales; Symbiodiniaceae. The record is from the annotation of a GenBank genome assembly.